AUGAGUAACAUUGGCUUUGAGAAGUGUGCUUCUGAACAUGGAGUGUAUGUUCAGAGUUAUCAGCACAGUGGAAGAAAAGAGAUGUUAAUAGUGUGCUUAUAUGUGGAUGAUAUGCUAAUCACAGGAAGCAGUGUUGAAAGAAUUGUUAAUUUCAAAUUCCAAAUGUUACAAGAAUUUGAAAUGAGUGAUUUAGGACAACUAAACUACUUUCUUGGAAUUGAGUUCACUAAAACUGAUGAGGGAUUGGUGAUGCAUCAGUCCAAAUAUACAUUGGAUAUGUUAAACAAGUUUAACAUGAAUCAUUGUAAUUCUGCAAAUACUCCAACAGAGGUGGGAUUGAAACUUGAGAAGGAUCCUGAAGAGGAAGGGGUUGAUCCUACUGAAUACAGGAAAAUGGUUGGAAGCCUAAGAUACUUGUGCAAUACUAGGCCAGACAUCAGUUACAAUGUGGGUCUGGUUAGUAGAUAUAUGCAGAAUCCUAGAAUUUCUCAUCUGAUGGCCAUUAAACGGAUUCUGAGAUAUCUAAAAGGUACACAUAACUUUGGGAUUUUACUACCUGGAGGGGAAUCAGAAGGAGAGGUAGGAAUUAAUGCUUACUCUGACUCAGAUUGGUGUGGAGACAAAAGUGAUAGGAAGAGCACUGUAGGAUAUGCGGCUUGGCUGAGUGCAUUGAUGAGUGAAUUGAAGAUUGAAGUAGAAGGGAAGGUCAAACUACUUGUGGAUAACAAGUCAGCCAUAGACCUGACCAAACAUCCUACAUCACAUGGCAGGAGCAAGCAUAUUGAAACUCGUUUCCACUACAUCAGGGAACAAGUUAGUAAAGGGAAGCUCGAAGUUGUAUACUGCAGAUCUGAGGACCAGAUUGCAGACCUAUUCACUAAGGCACUGAAAGGAGAACACUUUCUAAUACUUAGAAAGCAGAUCGGAGUAAAGAAGGUGGAGAUCAAGUGUGUGCUCCGGGGUGUGGUGGUGGUGUCCGGUGUUGGCUGA
Molecule: messenger RNA, 990 nt
Organism: Vigna umbellata (rice bean)
Lineage: Eukaryota; Viridiplantae; Streptophyta; Magnoliopsida; Fabales; Fabaceae
Source: RefSeq, a predicted model, not a curated record